Molecule: messenger RNA, 1589 nt
Organism: Setaria italica (foxtail millet)
Lineage: Eukaryota; Viridiplantae; Streptophyta; Magnoliopsida; Poales; Poaceae
Product: aspartic proteinase nepenthesin-1
Exons: 1
Coding region: 45-1388 (447 amino acids)
Biological process (GO): proteolysis
Cellular component (GO): extracellular region
Molecular function (GO): aspartic-type endopeptidase activity
Source: RefSeq, a predicted model, not a curated record
UACUGGCGACUGGCGUGCCGCACUCGCCACCCCUCGAUCCCAAAAUGCCACGGCUCGCAGCAAUCUUGGUCGUCCUGCCCCUGCUGCUGCUUUCCCUUUCCGCGGUCGUCGGCACCGCCGCAUCGCUCCCCCGUGGCGGGUUCGGCUUCGAGGCCACGCUGCGGCACGUCGACGCGGACGCCGGGUACACGAAUGCGCAGCUGCUCGCCCGCGCCGUCGCCCGCAGCCGCGCCCGCGCGGCCACGCUGCAGUCGCUGGCGACGCUGGCGCCCGGGGACGCCAUCACCGCGGCGCGCAUCCUGGUGCGCGCCAGCGACGGCGAGUACCUGAUGGACAUGGGCAUCGGCACGCCGCCGCGGUACUACUCGGCGAUCCUUGACACCGGCAGCGACCUCAUCUGGACGCAGUGCGCGCCGUGCCUGCUCUGCGUCGACCAGCCCACGCCCUACUUCGACCCGGCGCAGUCGGCCACGUACCGGGCACUCGGCUGCGCGUCCCCGAUCUGCAACGCCCUCUACUACCCGCUCUGCUUCCAGAACGUCUGCGUCUACCAGUACUUCUACGGCGACAGCGCCAGCACCGCCGGCGUCCUCGCCAACGAGACGUUCACGUUCGGCACCAACACCACCCGGGUCGCCGUGCCCAGCAUCUCCUUCGGGUGCGGGAACCUCAACGCCGGCUCGCUAGCCAACGGCUCCGGCAUGGUCGGGUUCGGCCGGGGGUCACUGUCGCUGGUCAGCCAGCUCGGAUCCCCCAGGUUCUCCUACUGCCUCACCUCCUUCCUGUCGCCGGUGCCCAGCCGGCUCUACUUCGGCGUCUACGCCACGCUCAACAGCACCAACGCCAGCACCAGCGGGCCCGUGCGGUCCACGCCGUUCGUCGUCAACCCGGCGCUCCCGACGAUGUACUUCCUGAACAUGACCGGCAUCAGCGUCGGCGGCUACCGGCUGCCCAUCGACCCGGCGGUGUUCGCCAUCAACGACGAGGACGGCACGGGCGGGACCAUCAUCGACUCCGGCACGACGAUCACGUAUCUCGCCGAGCCGGCGUACGACGCCGUCCGCGCGGCGUUCGUGUCGCAGAUCAGGCUGCCGCUGCUGAACGUGACGGAGGAGUCGGUGCUGGACACGUGCUUCAAGUGGCCGCCGCCACCGCGCCAGUCGCUGACGCUGCCGGAAGUGGUGCUGCACUUCGACGGGGCGGACAUGGAGCUCCCCCUGCAGAACUACAUGCUGGUGGAACCCGUCUCGGGGGGACUGUGCCUGGCGAUGGCAACGUCCGACGACGGCACCAUCAUCGGUAGCUUCCAGCACCAGAACUUCCACGUGCUCUACGACCUCGAGAACAGCCUCCUGUCCUUCGUCCCGAAGCCGUGCAAUCUAAUCUAGCUGUAGCUCUGGUUUUCAUGCGUCUCUAUUUCGAUCCCAUUUGGCCAUUUCUAGUUAUUAUGCAUAGAUGCGCCUUAGGUUUGGUAUGGUGCUCGGAAGGGAUUCUGAUUUCUGACUGUAGGCCGGUGAUCUGGUGGAGAUUAUGGUUGUCUUCUCAACAACAUCUGAGGAUUUAAUAAGCAACUCAUCUGUUUUUAGAGG